Messenger RNA from Spea bombifrons (plains spadefoot toad), 2384 nucleotides. It is a transcript of the gene RBBP5, whose product is annotated as RB binding protein 5, histone lysine methyltransferase complex subunit. The transcript is spliced from 14 exons. Gene Ontology annotation, cellular component: Set1C/COMPASS complex. The coding region runs from base 183 to 1808 and encodes 541 amino acids. Gene Ontology annotation, molecular function: protein binding. The record is from RefSeq and is a predicted model, not a curated record. NCBI's taxonomy places the organism in Eukaryota, Metazoa, Chordata, Amphibia, Anura, Pelobatidae.
UAAGUUACUGCCUGCAAUUAAAUCGUAGCUGUCCUCGGCGCUGCCUGAUUUAACCAAGGGAUUUUAACGUAUUUACCGCUUCAUCUUCUGCAUAAUUUUCUACCGACGUCGAGUGCAGGAAAUAGCGGCCCCGAAGAAGGGGCCGAGGUAACUGGGGUGCAUAGCAGGCCUGAUCCGGAGCCAUGAACCUCGAGUUGCUAGAAUCGUUUGGACAGAACUAUCCAGAGGAAGCUGAUGGCACCCUGGACUGCAUUAGCAUGGCCCUCACCUGCACCUUUAAUAGAUGGGGCACUCUGCUAGCCGUGGGCUGUAAUGAUGGUCGUAUAGUCAUUUGGGACUUUUUAACAAGGGGCAUUGCUAAGAUUAUCAGUGCACACAUUCAUCCUGUGUGCUCUCUCUGCUGGAGCAGAGAUGGGCACAAGUUGGUAAGUGCCUCUACAGAUAACAUGGUGUCACUGUGGGAUGUCCUCACCGGAGACUGUGACCAAAGAUUCAGAUUUCCAUCUCCCAUCCUCAAAGUCCAGUUCCAUCCUCGAGACCAGAACCGGGUUCUAGUGUGCCCCAUGAAAUCGGCCCCAGUUAUGUUAAAUCUGUCUGACUCCAGCCAUGUGGUUCUACCCGUGGAUGAUGAUUCUGACCUUAAUGUUGUGGCAUCAUUUGAUCGAAGAGGGGAAUAUAUCUAUACAGGAAAUGCAAAAGGGAAGAUUUUGGUGUUAAAGACAAACUCACAGGACCUGGUGGCCUCUUUCAGAGUUACAACAGGCACAAGCAAUACAACAGCUAUCAAAUCCAUAGAGUUUGCUAGGAAAGGGAGUUGCUUUUUGAUAAACACAGCAGACAGAAUAAUCCGUGUCUAUGAUGGACGGGAGAUUCUGACGUGUGGCAGGGAUGGAGAACCUGAGCCUAUGCAGAAACUGCAGGAUUUGGUGAACAGGACGCCCUGGAAAAAGUGCUGUUUUUCAGGGGAUGGUGAGUACAUAGUGGCUGGCUCAGCACGGCAGCAUGCACUCUACAUCUGGGAGAAAAGCAUUGGAAACCUGGUGAAAAUACUUCAUGGAACCCGCGGAGAGCUGCUGUUAGAUGUGGCUUGGCACCCUGUACGGCCAAUCAUUGCUUCCAUUUCCAGUGGUGUGGUCUCCAUUUGGGCCCAGAAUCAAGUGGAAAAUUGGAGUGCAUUUGCCCCUGACUUCAAGGAACUGGAUGAGAAUGUGGAAUAUGAAGAAAGGGAGUCUGAAUUUGACAUUGAAGAUGAAGAUAAAAGCGAACCUGAACAAACAGGAGGAGAUGCUGCAGAAGAUGAGGAGGUAGAUGUGACCAGUGUGGAUCCAAUAGCAGCUUUCUGCAGCAGUUUGUCUUGCAGCGAUGAGGAGUUGGAAGACACGAAGGCCCUGCUUUAUCUUCCCAUCGCCCCUGAGGUAGAAGAUCCAGAAGAGAACCCUUACGGACCUCCUCCAGACGCAGUGCAGACAUCUUUGACUGAGGACGGGACAGGCACAGACAAGAAGAGGCAGGCCUCAUCAGAUGGUGUGCAACCUCCAAAGAAAAAGCCCAAAACCACCACAGUUGAACUUCAAGGCGUGCCAAACGAUGAAGUACACCCGCUGUUAGGUGUGAAGGGGGACAGUAAAUCCAAAAAGAAGCAAUCAGGACGGCCAAAAGGAGCUAAAGGUAAAGACAGGGACUCUUCGUUAAAAGCGAAAACCAAAGGGGACAGGGGCUUAUCUCUGGAAGCUGCAAUGAAAGGCAAAACUCAGGGUGAGCUGCCCCUGGUGCUGACAGGAGGCAGUGCCAUCUCAGAACUCCUGUAAGCAAUAGCCGACAUCUUGCAAAUGUACGUCAGCUGUGAUUUUUUUUUUUCCCACCGGUAUUGGGCAUUCUACAGAGUCUCUUUAUUAGGCCAUUAUAUAGACACGUCGUGUUCAGCACUGCCACUGUGACAGAGUAUGGCUUAGUCACAUCUGUCUACAUCCAGCCAUCUUGUGGAAUUUUUAACUGAGAAACUGUUUGCUCACAUAAUCAUGUUCUCUACUCUGUGUCGUACGAUAAAGUUUUCUCUAUUUUUAUACCCUUUUGUGUGUUGGCAUGACGUUAUUUUAUUUCCCCUUUGAUCCAUGUGGUUGGCUUUUCUGUAAAUUUUAUUGCUUUUUUUUUAUAUUAUUUUAAACAGUUUUACCAGUGUAGUAUGAGUAACAGUAUGAGCGGUGAGUAUGAGCCUAAUGCAGUGACCAAAUAAGCUGGCUUACUCUUUAAGGAGUAUGUUAACUAUUCACCAGCAGUUUUUUUUCUUGUUGCAUUUAUUGUUUUUUUAUGUGUAGAUAAAUGCUGAUCCCAUGGAUUUCACUUCUACCCUAGUAGCUGGGGCAAUAAAACUGCUUUGUUUUGUU